This is a messenger RNA of Phytophthora sojae, 1326 nucleotides long. RefSeq lists its product as hypothetical. The transcript has 3 exons. Gene Ontology annotation, molecular function: voltage-gated potassium channel activity. The record is from RefSeq and is a predicted model, not a curated record. The coding region runs from base 1 to 1326 and encodes 441 amino acids. Gene Ontology annotation, cellular component: membrane. Gene Ontology annotation, biological process: potassium ion transmembrane transport; regulation of membrane potential. Lineage: Eukaryota; Oomycota; Peronosporomycetes; Peronosporales; Peronosporaceae.
AUGCCGUUAUACAUUGGUCGACGAAGGCGCGUUGUCCGCCGACUGCUGAAGCCACGGUACUUCAUCGACCCUGAGGCGAAUGCCAAGAGGAUGUGGGACCUCCUACUCACGGGCCUUGUGCUGUACACCACGUUGGUCGUGCCGUACCGAGUGUGCUUUCAAGUGGAAGCUGCAGGAGGCUUCGCCAUCCUCGAGACCAGCAUGGAUGUGGCUUUCUUCGUUGACAUCGUUCUCAACUUCGUAACCGGCCUCCAGUUGCCCUCUGGCGAGGUGUCGUACAACUUCCGAGUGAUUGUGAAGGCGUACCUGCGUGGCUGGUUCGUUGUGGACUUUUGCUCGACUCUUCCGUUCGAGUCGAUUGCCAAACUCUUUGGAGUGGGGGACAACGCUCACGCUGCUCUGUUAUCAGCGAAGCUGCUCCGUGGACUUAAGGUACUUCGGCUGUUCAAGCUCGCGCGCAUCCGCCGUCUCGGCAAAGUUUUCGCGAAUCUCGAGGAUGCCGUCUACACCAACCAGAGUCGUGUGUCGCUAGCCAAGCUGGCACUGACGAUGCUCUUCAUCGCUCAUCUGGUGGCCUGCCUGUGGUACGCAGUUGGGAGAGCAGACUCAACUGAGUCGUGGCUUGUCGUCCUUGCCAACGACCCAGCAGGCCACGUUGUUGAUACCAAUUCUCUCCAAUACGUCCGUUCGGUGUAUUGGGCCAUCGUCACCAUGACAACUAUCGGAUACGGCGACAUUGUCGGGCACAACAACUAUGAGAGGAUGCUCAACAUCGCAGUGAUGGCCGUGGGAGUGUCUUUCUUUGGUUAUGUGAUCGGAACCAUUUCAACUCUCGUCACGAAUCUGGAUGUGGCAGCAGCGCGGUACGAUGAGCGCAUGACGGUGGUCAAGGAAUACAUCAUCUCGCGCCGGAUGCCCAAGUACAUUGGCAACAAAAUUCGCCACCACUUUGAGUACUUUUACCAAAACCGCUCGGUUUUUAACGAGAGUCUGAUCCUGAACCGGCUGCCAUCCGCACUACGGAACGAAAUGAUUCAUCACGUUCAUGCCAAGAUCGUGUCAAGUGUGAAAUAUUUUGUCAAAUGCCCCGAGAGCCUGAUCAGCGACAUCGUCAUGGCAAUGCGUCCGUUUGCAAUGCUAAAGGACGAGUACAUUUAUGUUGAGCACGAAAUUGCAGCCCACGUGUUUUUUAUCAUCAAAGGCAAGGUUCAACUCGUGAAGACAGCGAAACGCGGGAAGGAAGACACGCGACUGUCGUCAUUAGGUGUUGGCGACCAUUUCGGCGAGGUAAUGUACUGUACGCGCUAUCCAGAAACUCUGUCCUAA